AUGCAGUCGCGAACACUGCGGCUGCGGGUGACGGCACGGCAGCACCGGGCAGUGCCUGCUGUGGGGCUGAGCCGGAGAACGCGGGCAACGGUGUGCCGUGCGACCACGGAAGACACUCAGAAUGAGCGGAUCAAAUCCACGCUGGCGGAUCUGGAUGCCCUGUUGGGCAUUCAAGAGGAGCCGAAGGCCUCCGAUAAGGCCGCCACUGCGGACGCAGCUGCGGCAGCGGCGAGCCCGCUGAGCCCCGAGGCGCUGCAGACGGCUGUGGCUGAAGAGGUGCAGAGGCUUGCCACCAAAGACGGCGUCACAAACCCCGAGCUGGAGGGCGUCAUCACGGAGCAGAUGAAGAAGAUUCUGGACCGUGCUAAGGCCCUGGCUGACGAGCAGGCGAAGGAGGGCGGCGCCGCGGGCACAAACACAGGCGCCCCAGGUGUGCCGAGGCAGGUUUUGCGGCAAGACUUUGAAAAUUUGCUGGACAUCUUCUUCUCGGGCGAGACCGGGGUGGACAAGGCGGACAUGCAGAAGCUGCGGGAGAGCGGCGUGUUUGGGCCCCUCACGUUCUGGGUGACAGAGAUGCGCAACCUGCAGGACCCUGCUGACGUGGCGGCGGGCAACAGCAAGCAGCAAGUGGGCUACCUGAUCCGCGGCAACCUGCGCAAGCCGCGGCUAGAGGUGUACGAGGCGCUGUGCGCCAAGGUCGCGCAGCUCUUCGGCACAAAGUACGAGGUCCUCAUGAUAGAGGACCCGGAUGUGCUGGACCCCGACGACGCCCCCUUGGCGCGCCCCCAACCCCCCGCGUCCUCCAACGGCGCGAGCACCAGCGGCCGCGGCGGCGCGGCCGCCGCGCCGGUCGCGGAGGACAACGUGCGGGUCGCGUUCCAGCUCGUGCCGGCCGCCGCGGCGCAGCCGCCGCAGAGCAACGGGUGGCAGGUGACGGUGGCGGGCGUGCUGCUGCUGUUCUUCCUCGCGUCGGCGGUGCAGCUGUCCCUGGUGGCCAACAUCACGAAGCUGCCAAAGGCGCGUGAGACGCUCGAAUACUUUGCCAACCCCGACAACCUCAACAGCGACGCCCUUCCCCCUGGCCUCGACACCUGGGACCCCGCCCCCUACCUCGCCUGCGCUGUGCCCAUCUUCGCGUCCGUCCUCGGCGUGAACUUUGUCCACGAGGUCGGCCACCGCAUCGCGGCCGGCAUCCGGAAGGUCAAGCUGGGGCCGACCUACUUCAUCCCCAACCUCCAGAUCGGCAGCUUUGGCGCGAUCACGCCGCUCGCGUCGCUGCUCAAGGGGCGGCGGGACCUGUGGGACGUGGCGGCGGCGGGGCCCAUCGCGGGCGGCCUGGCGAGCCUCGCGCUGCUGGCCAUCGGGCUGCAGCAGUCGCAGCAGGGCGGCGGCGGCAUCCCGCAGGAGCUGAUGAUACCAGUUCCUACGCAGCUCUUCCAGGGCUCGCUGCUGCUGGGCACCGCCACGCGCGUCGCGCUCGGCGAGGCCGCCAUGGCGCGCGCCGAGGUCCUCGUCUCCCCCUUAGUCAUCGCCGGCUGGUGCGGCCUCAUCACCACGUCCCUCAACCUGCUGCCCGUCGGCAGCCUCGACGGCGGCCGCAUGAUGCAGGCCGCAUUCGGCAGCCAGGCGCUCAGCCUCUCGUCGUUUUUCACCUACGUCGGCCUCGGGCUUGGCCUGCUCGGCAGCAGCCUCAGCCUGCCGUUUGGGCUGUACGUGCUGAUCUGCCAGCGGACCGCGGAGCGGUACAUCAAGGAUAACGUGACGGGCGUCGGCAGCGGCAAGCAGGCGGCGACGGCGGCGGCGGUGCUGGCGGCGAUCCUGAUCCUCGUGCCCAUGGCGCCGGAGCUUGCGCAAUCUGUGGGCGUCGGGCCCACGCCCAACCUCUUCAUGUAG
This is a messenger RNA of Monoraphidium neglectum, 1893 nucleotides long. RefSeq lists its product as hypothetical. The transcript is spliced from 9 exons. Gene Ontology annotation, biological process: proteolysis. NCBI's taxonomy places the organism in Eukaryota, Viridiplantae, Chlorophyta, Chlorophyceae, Sphaeropleales, Selenastraceae. Bases 1 to 1893 code for a protein of 630 amino acids. The record is from RefSeq and is a predicted model, not a curated record.